Messenger RNA from Lethenteron reissneri (Far Eastern brook lamprey), 2966 nucleotides. RefSeq names its product cathepsin B-like. Gene Ontology annotation, molecular function: cysteine-type endopeptidase activity. The record is from RefSeq and is a predicted model, not a curated record. Lineage: Eukaryota; Metazoa; Chordata; Hyperoartia; Petromyzontiformes; Petromyzontidae. Gene Ontology annotation, biological process: proteolysis; regulation of catalytic activity.
CGUGGCCGGUGGGAGGAGCGCGGGCCCGCUGGCUGCCCGCCGGCUGCCCGCUUAUAUAAGCGCAGGCAUCCCGUACCCGUAGUGAGUCUCAACUAUUGUUGUUGUCUCGUAUCUCGUCACUACAGCUACGUCCCUCCCUCAUUCACUCACCGGAACGAUGCUGCGUGUGCUGUUGCUGCUGUGCGUGGUGUGCGCUACACGUCUGGUGGCGGGGCGGUCCGUCCCGCUGCUCCCUCCGCUCUCUAAGUACAUGGCCAACUACGUCAACACGCUGGGCACCACCUGGCAGGCGGGCCACGCGUUUGACGGCGCGUCUGUGGAGGACGUGCGCAGGUUGUGCGGCACCGUGCUGGGAGGGCCCAAGCUGCCGACACGCACACACAAGGUGUCCCAGAGCUUGCCCGACAGCUUUGACGCACGCACGCAGUGGCCCAACUGCCCGACCAUCGGGGAGCUGCGCGACCAAGGCUCCUGCGGCUCCUGCUGGGCGUUUGGCGCCGUGGAGGCCAUGUCUGACCGCUUCUGCAUCCACUCGAAGGGCCAGGUGAACCCCCACGUGUCGGCCGAGGACCUGCUCUCCUGCUGCGAUGAGUGCGGCAUGGGCUGUGAUGGCGGCUACCCCUCCCAGGCCUGGAACUUCUGGACCAGCGCCGGCCUGGUCACCGGCGGCCAGUACGGCAGCGGACAGGGGUGCCGCCCCUACUCCAUCAAGCCGUGUGAGCACCACGUGAAUGGCUCGCGCCCGCCGUGCAGUGGGGAGGGCCCCACGCCCAAGUGCAUGCACGAGUGCGUGCCAGGAUACACGCCGCACUACAAGGCCGACAAGUACUUUGGUAAGAAGGCAUACAACAUCGACUCCGACGAGGGUCAGAUCAAGCAGGAGAUCUUCGACAACGGCCCCGUGGAGGCCGCCUUCACCGUCUACGCUGACUUCCCACAGUACAAGUCCGGAGUGUACCAACACGUGGCGGGCGAGGAGCUGGGGGGCCACGCCAUCAAGAUCCUGGGCUGGGGGGUGGAGGGCGGAGUGCCCUACUGGUUGGUAGCCAACUCCUGGAACGCGGACUGGGGCGACCAUGGCUUCUUUAAGAUCCUCCGCGGGAGCAACGAGUGCGGGAUCGAGGACGAGAUAGUAGCUGGGCUGCCCAGCCUGGGCUGAGCGCAGCAAUGAGCCACGGUUGGGGGAGUGGGGGGGAUGAUGGAGUGGGUGGCAGCAGGGGAAGCGGGGUCAAGACCAUUGGGCCCGGUCUGGUGACGGCCGGCGUGACCGCCGGGGUCUUUCCGCACAUCCAUCGUCGCUGCUGCUGUUGUUUUAAAGUGCAGGUUUCCCUCGCUCUACACUGGUAGUAGAUACUUUCCAAUAAAAUCGGCGUGCUAAGGAGAAACGGCAUGGCUUGGCACCGCAGAGUCGCCCAACCCUACAAUGUGCUGCACGCAUGAGGGGACAUGGCUGGCUGCGUGUCGAGCUGCGUGCAACGUUGUCCCACGUCCAGCCACUUGGCUGACUUAUGCGUGUGAAUUCGGACGAUUUUAUCCGCAGAUGUCCCACUGGACAAAUUUUGAUAGAGACUUCGUAGCUCGUUGCAUUCCUCCAGAAUAACUAUACAUAUUCAAGAUUCUGAUUAUUCAAACUGCGUUUAAUAAUAUUGUGGAAUUUUGGGUAUGAGGUGGGCUGGUCGCGUGUUGACAUGUAUGGCCUGAAAUUUCACGGACCGGAUCCGCAUUGAGCGUGGGAAACCUGUAAGAAACCCUUAUGUCGAGUCGUCUGUAGUCCGUAACGUUUUGCCAAAUUUUUUACUGGCGGUCCUCGUUUUAAAAAAGACAAAUUUCUGGUUUUAAUAAUAAGGGGUAUGGUGCAAAUAAUAAAGUUUGUGUGGAUAUUUGUUUUAAUUGUCAAAUGUUGAAUGGCGUGUGUAAGCGCGUGUCAGAUCGGUGUGGGGAGCGGUAACGUAGCUGUCAGUGCUGUGAUGCGCUACAAACCCGGUGACCCGAGUUGAUUCUUGCUCACAGCCCACACCAGAUUGUGGAUAGGAAAUGUUAACUACCUCGCCUGGUAUACAGGAGAUCGUGGGUUCCAUCCUGACCCCAGACGCCUGCUGUAUAUUUGGAGUUUGCGGCGUCUUUCUUUCUCUGUGGUCGCGUCACGUGGGGAUUUGUAGGCGCCAAAUAUUCAAAACGCACGUUGAUUCUAAAUAGUGGAUGGAAAACCCACGCGACAGCCACUUUGGCGUGCUAUCAUUUGUGAUGACCCAAGUCGCUUUCUGAUAAGAGCUACAUAGCUCAGUGGACAUUUUCCUGAAUUCGCCGGCUUCUAAUACAACUUAUCCACUGGCACAUCCGGAUCCCCACGAUGCAGGUGGUUUUUCCACUGGCUAUUUGCCGUGCUGAGCUGGAACCAGACCGUGCAAUGGCUGCAGUGGAAAGACAACCUCGCCCCCGCUUCCUGAGCCAUGCCCGGCCGGCUCUGCACUGUCUCAGCGCGGCUGACGUGUGUAUGGGUAGUGGUGGCGUAGAGGUCAGCAUGAUGAACCUGGCAAGCCCACUUCGAUUCCCGCUCAUGGCAACCGCCAACACCAGUGACGAUUAUCUGAACCGGUUCUGAGCCUCCCCUCUAGGUCGACUCGGCCUCAAAUGCAUACCUGGUGCGGUGUGUAAUAAACAUCGCCACUGGGGAGACAAAGGGCGGGACCACCCACCCCCCUUCGUGCCGGCCUUCAUAGGUGCUGCUACUCCCUAACAACACUUGCCCCAACAGUCUGCUUAGGCUUUCUGGCAGGGGGAUCUUUGUCUUUGUGUGUGGAGGAUACCUCGUUUCAGCUGCUGGCCCUGUGGACGUGGCCACGCCACCACCGUGCCUUGCUUGCCUUCACUGCCUUAUCCGUCUGGUCCCAAAACAUUUUGAUUUGUUUAAAAAAAAGUCACAUGCACAAACCAUUUUAAUAAAAAAAUAACUGAUUUUUAAUGAA